This is a messenger RNA of Cottoperca gobio, 4207 nucleotides long. RefSeq lists its product as uncharacterized. The transcript has 11 exons. Lineage: Eukaryota; Metazoa; Chordata; Actinopteri; Perciformes; Bovichtidae. Bases 917 to 3838 code for a protein of 973 amino acids. Gene Ontology annotation, cellular component: transcription regulator complex; histone deacetylase complex. Gene Ontology annotation, biological process: negative regulation of DNA-templated transcription; regulation of transcription by RNA polymerase II. Gene Ontology annotation, molecular function: transcription corepressor activity. The record is from RefSeq and is a predicted model, not a curated record.
AUGUACGCGCACACACAUAGCUGAGUACUGAAAGACGACACAGUAACAUUACUUUACAAAGGUCAACCAAAGCAUUUUAUACAAUAGUCUACACAUUUUAUACAAUAAAUGUAUUUAUGUGAAAAGUGUAAAAGGUACAUUUACUUCAACUGCUGAUUGGAAAGUUUCUAGGAUUAAAUGCAUUCUGUACUUAAGUAUUUAAAAACUAAAAGGACAGAAAAAGAACUACAAUAAAAAGGAGAGCAGAGAGAUCAAAGUAACAGACAGAAGAAGAAAGGACAAGAGAGACACAGAAAACAAAGUCGGUCGCAUGGUGAGAAAGAAAGAGAGAAUAAGAGACGCAGAGAGAGAUAAGGACGUAGAGAUGGAAAGAGAGACAGACAGAUGGAGGAGGGGGGGCGGAGAGAUAAAGAUAGCUGAAAGGAGGGAGAUCCGUCAGCGUUUGUUUCCUCAGGAUGUGGUUACCACGACGACGAACAGGCACAGAGGCAACAUCACUACUCGCUGGUCCCUUCUGACACCUGCAAGUGUGUGUGUGUGUGUGUGUGUGUGUGUGUGUGUGUGUGUGUGUGUGUGUUUUUUUCACUGAGAAUUUGAGUGAGUAAAUGAGUGUAUGUGGUCUGUGUUUCAUUGGUUGUGUGUCCAUUUUGCUUUAGGUAUGUGUGACAGAGUGUGUGUGUGUGUGUGCUGAUAAAGGAUACACAGCAGAGAGAGAGACAGAUAGGAAGGACUAUGUGAAAGGAAAUAAUCACACCAACACUUAAGACAAAGCGAAAGAGCAAACAAAGUCAGAGUACGAUGAAGACAAUCAGAGGAACAACCUGGAGCAGAAAACAUGAACACCAGAGGAGGAACAUAUGUGAAAAGGAAAUUAAGCGGCAAAGACUGGCACUCUAGCUACACCCAGUGAGCCAUCAUGGAAGACCCUUCAUCCACCCAAUCCUUCCCCAACCAUCAUCGCCACCACCCAUCCUUUCACCUCACCUUGCCCAGCCAACAAAGCCCUGAAGUGGGAUUCCCGUCCUCUCAGCGUGCCCUGGACCCUUUGGAGCAAUAUGGAAGUAAUGGGGAAGAAUCCACAAACUCCUUCCUGACUUCAAGCACCUCCUCAGGGGGUCCGAGGGGAAGCAACGGGGCUGGCACAGGCUUCCUAAACACAAGUGGUGGUGGCUUGGAUGGAGAUGCUAACUUUGGAGGCCAUCUUGAUGGAGAAAGGGGAUUAGGCAGCCAUUUCUCUGAAACUUGUUACGGCGGUAGCAAAAACGAGGAAGUUUGGGAGGACGGGGAGAACUGUGAAAACGCUGCAGAUGAUUUUUAUAGGAAAGAUGAUUGCUAUAGUAACGCAAACGACGUUUUUUACUCCGUGAAUUGUGACGGUGAGGAAGGAGUCAGACAUAAACUCAGAGCAAACUAUGAUAAUUACGCUCAUGUUAGGUGUGAAGCUAAAGGCGAAACAGUUUACAAUAGGGAGGCUAACGUUAGCCACUUUACUAAACAAUCUACUUCUUACAACAGAACCGCGGCGGGGAGCUUUAGCGACAGCAGUGUUGAUUAUUCAAGAGUGAGUGAUAAUUAUUUAGGGAGAGAGGAAGAUUAUGGAUCCAGCUGUGGCUCAGGUGAGGAUCAGCUUCAAUCCGCAGAGAUGGAAGGACCCUGGCUCAGUGUCUCUCCCUCGAGUCAGCCCGCAGAAGGCAGGUGGAGAAGAACAGCUGACACCAACACUUCAGGAUGCCUGAUGCAGAGAUCCCCUCUGGACAUCAGCAGCGGGACGUACACUCAGAAACUGGACUCCUUCUCUGAGGCCUUCCUCUCCCAGGGAAAGAGAAUAUUCCCUGUGAUUCCCAGUGGAGAUUCCUCUGGACAGUUCUGGGACUUUGGGGUAGGGAGAGGAGAAAGCUCUGGAUUUGUCAAGUCAAGGCACAGCUGUGCUUUUGAUUCAGACUCCUACCUGCCUCCCUCCUCUUCCUCACCCGCUCACCCCUCUCUUCCGUCCUUCCCCUCUCCUCCCACAUCAUCCCACAUCAUGUCUUCAGUUCUUAGUCCUCCUCCCACACCUCUGCCUCCUCCCUCCCACUCACCCUCCAAAAUGGACUCCACCGGACCUUCAGCGUCCCAGGGGGGAGACUCACUUGGUACACUCCAGUUUUUCGCUUCACAACUUCAGUCUCUCCCAUCGAUCCAUUCCUCUGGGAUGAUAUGGAAGUUUCCACUGCUGUCACACAGCUUUCCACUGACGUCGGGCAAACCGAGCAUCAUGGAAGGCAACCUGAGACCUUCUCAUGGCAGUAACUAUGGCGUCAUCACAGCCUCCCACAUUCAGUCUUCAGAAGCGGCAUUCCUCUCUUCCCCAUCCCCUCCUCCAUCCCUUCAUCCCUCCUUCCAUCUUCCCUCUCGUCCAUCUCACCUUUCAGGCCAGCAUUAUGAGGCCGCAGAAAAGAUAGGCUCUUACAUUGUGAAAGUAAAGAAUGAACCAGCCAGUCUGAACCAACCCAAGCUACAGCAACAAGUUGCUCCUGUCUACACUGGAACUGCAUUUCCCAGUAUCCUUCACUCCAGCAGAGGUCCGAAGAGGGGCCGGUACACUCCUCAACCGCUCCUCAAUCCAGCUCGUCGGGGGACGGGUCUGUACUCCUCCAUCUCAUCCCUCAAUCACAGAGAGGAGGAAACAGCAUGUGGACAAAAGCACGAUGACAGUGUUGUGUUACCGUGUGUCAAUGUGGGUCAUGAUUUCCAGGCACAGCUUCCUCCAUGCUUUGUGGAUGGAGAAGGGUCAAGGGUGUGGUUAUCAGAGGAGGAAUCUCCUAGGGAACAGUUGCUCUGGAAACCGUGGGACAAGCUGGAGGAGAGUACCACCCUACAAAACCAAGUUGAGAAGCUGUUGUCCAUGUGCAGUUCCAGCUGUGCACCAGGAGGGGGCAGUAACACAGAGCUGGCCCUGCACUGUCUGCACUACUGUCAGGGGAGCACGAUGGCCACUGUGGAGAUGCUGCUGUUCUCACAGCCCUCGCCAGCAGGAGACUACCACUACUCCGGUAGUGAUUGUUGGACAGACAGUGAAAAGCGUCUCUUCAGUGCAGCUCUGGGAACUUAUGGGAAAGACUUUUCCUUCAUACAGAAAAUGGUGAGGACUAAGACCGUGUGCCAGUCUGUUGAAUUUUACUACCUGAGCAAGAGGCUCCAGGACAAGCAAAAGAAACAGAAGGAGGAGGAACACAGAGAUGCAGUGAUGGAGCAGCAGAAAAGUAAAACCCCCAUCUGUCAGCCAGUGAACGCACAGUUUGGCCUGGAGGAGACGGUUCCUGUGUCGUUAUUGACCAGCUUUUUCCCCUGCAAGCUGUGUGGCAAAAUGUUCUAUAAAAUCAAGUCCCGUAAUGCUCACAUGAAGAUCCACCGGCAGCCUCAGGAGGAUUGGACCGACCGGCGGCUGCAGCACCAGCUCCUCACGCAGCGUCUGGCUCUCAGUCACUCCACCAACCUCAUGCCCACCCCAGGCAGUAAUCUGAUCCCCCCCCACGCCGCAGCUCUGACCUUUCCCUCCUCUGGCCUCGCUGGAACAUCAAGCAACAGCACCAAUGCAGACACUGUCCUCCACACCAUCACGCCCAGCAAUACCAUCGUCCUCGACCCCAGCGCCGCGGCAACAUACAGCAACAUCGCUGCUUCAAACUCUCAUGUGAUCACCAAUAUAGACUCUAAUCAAAGAGAACCCGUCUUACCUUUCCACCAAUCAUGGAGCUCCUUUGGACACGGCCCCGACCCUGCGGUCUUCUUCUGCAACACAGAAAGGAAAGAUGGCGCUGGGACAGUGGGGGGGAAAGAGCCAAUCAACUGGCAGUAAAAGCAUUUCUACCACUGAGCUCUGAGACUCAGCAUAACUGUGUUUUAAUUCAAACUAAAUAUCAAUUAAAACUUUUUGAAGCGUAAUUCAAAGGACAUUAUGUUUUCAGAUCGGUUUGUCCGUUUGUCAGCAGGAUUACCGAAAAAGUAGGGUGUAGUAUGGACCAAUGAAGAACCAAUUACAUUCUGAGCGGAUCCGAUUCGCCAGUCGGAUACACAUGUUAUGUUUCACGUUCGUUAUCAUCGUGAAACGGAGGUCUGCGCUCUCCGAAUGCCUUUUUAUUUUUUUGUUGUAAAUUGUGUAUUUAAAUGUGUUUCAUAUUUAAAUGUUUCUUCGCCAUUUGACAUUUGAAUAAACAUUUUAACCUCA